Molecule: messenger RNA, 2155 nt
Organism: Cicer arietinum (chickpea)
Lineage: Eukaryota; Viridiplantae; Streptophyta; Magnoliopsida; Fabales; Fabaceae
Product: BTB/POZ domain-containing protein At1g50280-like
Source: RefSeq, a predicted model, not a curated record
AGAGAUGUGAAACCAUUCAAAUCAAAGAGAGGGGUUUGAAUAGUUUGGGAAAGCUUUAGCUGAAACUUGUUCAUAUUUGAAUUGGUUGAGUAGGGAAUUAUGCACCCCUCUUCCAAGUUCCAUAUAAAACAAAAAAACAUCUAUCUGGGUUAUGAUAUUAACAUAUAGAUAUUUCUUCAUCUAAUAGCAUUUUCAUUUUUCACAAAGGCUACAUACCCAGAAGAAGAAAAACUCUUCCUGUUUUCAUUCAAAACAGAAGUAGCUAUGGUAAACCCUUGUGAUUUGCAAAUCAAAAUUAAUGAUCAGCAGAUAUUCCUUUUGAAAGAGAAGAUUGUAUCAAAAUACUGUGGAAAGGUGAAAAAAAUCUUGAAUCAACAAAAGAGAUGCCAUGGGAAGAAAACGGGGAUUGGGAUCAAAGAUUUCCCCGGUGGCCCAGAUGGGUUUGAGCUAGUAUCAAGGUUUUGUUACAACAAUGGCAAGAUCUCAAUUACUGUAGCCAAUGUGUCUCUUCUCCAUUGUUGUGCCAUUUAUCUUGGAAUGACUGAGGAAGUCUUCACCAACAAUCUCUUGCAACAAACACAAACUUUUCUUGAGAAUAUGCAUUACUGGAAAUGGAAUGACAUACUUCUAAGUCUAAUGAGUUGCCAGUUUUUUUUUACAUAUGCAGAUUGCUAUGGUCUUUUGGAGAAGAUCAUUAGUGCAGUGCUAACAAAGAUUGCACAAAAUUCAGAUGCAAACCUUUUCACUUUCUCCACUUCUUUAUCAUCGUCAUCACCAUCAUCGACAUCAACACCAUCUUCACCAGAAAGCAACUCUGCCAAGAGAUUUUCUUCUUCAACAUCAACUACACCAGAAACAACAAAGGCAACCCUGCCAAGCAAAGCAUGGUGGUUUGAGGAUUUGGCAACUUUACCCCCACAGAUAAUUGAGAAACUUUUUCAGUGUAUUGAAGCAUACAAAGCUGAUAACAAAAACUUAAUCUUUACAAAGUUUCUGUUGCAAUAUCUGAAAACAGCUACUCAAACCAGAGAGGUUGAUUGCAGAAACAGUAUUGAAUAUGCUGCUCUUGCAGAAACAGCUGCUUAUGGGGUCAUAUUUGUCGGUAAGAAAACAUUUUCUUGCAGAGGGCUUUUUUGGGUAUUAAGGAUUGUAUCUGGUUUUGGGUUGAGAAAAGGUUGCAGAACUGAACUUGAGAAAUUGAUUGGUGGGAUGCUUGAACAAGCUACACUGGAUGAUCUUUUGGUUUCUGGACAUGAUAUGGGGAUUUACUAUGAUGUUAACUUGGUGAUAAGAUUGGUUAGACAAUUUGUUGAUACCAAUAGCUCUGAUGGAAUGUCUUUACAGAAAAUGAAAAGGGUUGGUAUAUUAAUUGACAAUUAUUUGAAAGAGAUAUCACCUGACCAGAACCUCAAGAUCUCUAAAUUUCUUGGAGUUGCAGAAUGUUUGCCUGACUCUGCAAGGGAUUGCUUUGAUGGGGUGUAUAGAGCCAUUGACAUCUAUCUUGAGUCUCAUCCAAAUGUCCCAUUUGAGGAAAGAUCAAGAUUGUGUAAAUGUCUUAACUACAGUAAACUGAGCUUUGGAGCUAGUAAAGAUCUGGCCAAGAACCCCAGAAUACCUCCAAGGAUUGCAAUGCAGGCACUUAUUUCUCAACAAACAAAAAUUCCAACAAGCAACUUUGUAACUGAGAGUCCAAGAAAAAGCCAUUCCAAAUUUUUUUUGUACAAUGAAGCCAGCAUAGACAGCUUCUCCCAAGAGAAAAAAUACGUGAAACUAAAACUGGAGAGAUUGCAAUGUAAGACAGUAGAACUGGAUAAAUUACAGGAAGAAAUGAAUGGUCAGGUUCCAAAUAUGUUUAGCCGUAAUGUCUUGCUCAGUCCUGCUCGUGCUAGAGCCUCGCCAAGAUAUUGUUGAAUAUCUUCAUCUAAUGUACCUGUCUAAUAUCACUAUCCAUUAUACAGUGGGUAUUUCUAGUAUUGUAAAAAGCUGUGACUUCAUUUUGGUUUUAUAUUUUGGUUAGAAUUUCAGUGCUAUAGAAGGAAUGGUAUAGAAAAGAUUCCAUCAUUGUAGCUCUCGAACUUCUUGAUUACAUAAGUAUUAUUGGAUAAAAUAUAAAAACAACGUAUCUAAAGAUAGUAAAGUUUUGAUUGACAUUGUA